AGUGAGUUUCGCACUUCUAUUUACAGUGCCCGUAUUGACAGUAAUAUCUAUUUAAUGCAGUCGGUGUUCUAGCGAUCGGAACUUUAUGAAAAAUAUAAAAUAGAAGUAUUUUAGAUAGAAGCUACAUCAACGGAUAAAACAUAUUUAGAUACAAACAUAUCAAGUGAUAAUAACACAAUGAGGAAGCGAUGUCAAACUAUAAAUCUCGUUUUAUAUUCUUUGCUAUGGCUAGCAGCUGAAGCAAUUUCAAUUAAUGGAGAAUUGACAGACCGGUCCGAAAAUGAACUCAAAACGCUUUCAAAACGAGACGCUCAUGAUAUUGACAUGUUACAAGAACUAGCCGGUGAGAAAAACGAAGAGAGAAGUUUAAAAGAUCUUGCAAGUCGGAUAUAUGACAUUUAUGGUGAAAAUGAAAGUAAACGUGCUCUGGAAACGGCUGAUGAUAUGGACUUAGAUAAUGUAGAUAAGAAUGAACCGCCUUAUCUCGUUCUAGAAGAAUUAGAUGAAAAUGAGAAACCAGAUUAUUAUAAUGGAAACACGGAAACUUUAGAUGAUGGCGAAGAAAAGCAAAGCGUAGACACAUAUUCCUUAUUUGGUACAUUAGGGAAAAGAUUUAGAGCUCCGAUGGGGUUUAGUGGACGACUUGGAAAAAGGAAAGCUUAUGCUGAUGAUUACGACAAAAGAAUACCUCUUGGCUUUGUCGGUACAUUAGGAAAACGGGCACCAAUGGGAUUCAGAGGUCAGUUAGGAAAACGUGCUCCAAUGGGAUUUAGGGGUCAGCUUGGCAAACGAGCACCUAUGGGGUUCAGAGGUCAACUUGGAAAACGCGCGCCACUUGGAUUCAUAGGUCAACUUGGAAAACGUGCACCUAUGGGUUUUUUUGGAACAUUAGGUAAACGAGAUCCUGUAUUUGUCUUGUCACCAGAAAGGAGGGCACCCAUGGGAUUUAGAGGUCAACUUGGGAAACGUGGAGGCCCCAUGGGAUUCCGGGGUCAACUUGGAAAGAGAGAAGCGUAAAAGACGCUUCGCCAUCAAGACGGUGCAUAUCUGUGUGAAUGUCAUAUUGCAUUCUUGUGAACCUGUGUGAACGUGAUAUCAUUGUUAAAACUUUUGCAGUAUUUCGGCGACUGAUUGAUAUCAAUUUGGCAGCUUUUCUAUAACACCGACAUACAGACAGAAUUCGAUAGUUCUAAGUGAUUCAAGCCAUUUACACAUUUCCAAAUGUCACAAAUCACAAGAAGCAACCACAGUCAGGAGAAAGGAACUACAGUUAUUCUUAUGAAAAAGACCAAGUAAUCCGAGCUUCGACAAUAUGUUUCUCUUUGAUUAUAUGGUCUGUGGUAAAAACUGUGCAUCAUAAACACCGACGACUAUUCAAUUUUAGCGAUGCUGACUCUAUUCAAAACUUCGUCAUUUUGUACACUGAUAUGGAGCAAUCGAUCAAAAUAGAAGCAACAGCUGACUUUAACUUUUGCUUGGACUUUCAGUUUGAUUUAUAUAUGUUUUAUGCUCACCCAAUUCUGGACUUAGCAAAAUCUGUUUUAAUUGGAACAUUCAGAAAAGGUCUCAGAUACAUGUUUCGUUAAAACAAACCUUUUUAAAGAAUUAUAAUCCUUAGUUAAUAUCUUUUGCGAUAUACUAAGGCAUGUACCGCAUGCAAAUAUUGGAUGUUCUGUAUGAAUGAUUGUAUACAUGAUGACGCAUUUUCACUCGUUCAUUGAUGGCCUACAUUUUUACCAUGCAGCGAUUUGAUAUAGAAACACUGUAACAAUUAGUCUCUUCUUUGGAAAUAUUUACAUGUCAAGGGAUAUAUCUGUGAAAAGUUUUGACAAAUAUUGAUACACCAAGCGAUUAGUAGAUACUUCCUUUCCAACAAGGUCAUGGCCUUUUACUUAAGUAGUUAAGACGUAAUUCUUAAUUGUAACAGUUUAUACUUUACAAAGAGUUCGAUUAAAAAAGAAAUUUAUAUAUUCCGAAAACAGGCCAUUUUCCAGCAUUUCCUGAAUAAAAGACACCAAAAUUCAUUGCCUUACGUUAACAAAAUUUAUAAACACAUAUGUAAUCAAAUACCUGUUAGUAGUUAAUUUAGACUGUAAUGAUAAGAAAGAUCAAAUUUAUUAAAUGCUUAUCAUCCAUUUUAAAAAUUAGGUGCCAGUCAUUUUCUACACUAGUUUCUCCUAAUGACGCAUGUCGAAAUCGCUUGGUAUUUGAUUAUAUAAUUUGUCGUUGAUGAACAUACAAUCUUAUGUUCAAAAUAUAUCACCCGAAGACUAGACACACAAUCAUAUUCUACAACAUUUUAUAAUUAAUAUUUAUGCAUUGUUUUUUUAAUAUGUUCCUGGACAGGUAAUAUUAAGUAAACAAAUUCAGCAUAAAUAUAUUAAACAAAAUGCAUGUAAUAAUUCGGUUAUCAAAAUUAAAGCAUAAAAGCC
This is a messenger RNA of Mercenaria mercenaria, 2432 nucleotides long. Its product is annotated as buccalin-like. Bases 178 to 1017 code for a protein of 279 amino acids. The record is from RefSeq and is a predicted model, not a curated record. Lineage: Eukaryota; Metazoa; Mollusca; Bivalvia; Venerida; Veneridae. The transcript has 3 exons.